AGCAGAAGUAGAAGCAGAAGAAGAAGAAGAAGAAGAAGAAGAAGAAAACAGAAGGAAAGGCGGACUCCCAUGAUGCAUUGCACUGCCAACGUAUGCAAACCAGGAACAUGGCUACCGGUGCUUAACAGCAGCAAUCCAUCGUUACAAAACACUUAUGAGGGUCUGACACAGUCUGUCACAGUGUAAUAUUUGCUGGUUCUCCGCCACAGAAGAAAAUCCUUCGUAGAGUUUCCAGCUGAGCCUCAGAAAACACCGUUGUUCAUCCAUCCAGUGUGGGUCAACAUGGCGAGUCCAAGGACCAGACGAGUUCUGAAGGAAGUGAGAACCCAAGAAGAGAAUAAUCUAUGUUUUGAGUGUGGGGGUUUUAACCCUCAAUGGGUUAGUGUGACUUAUGGGAUCUGGAUUUGUCUUGAGUGUUCUGGCAAGCACAGGGGCCUGGGAGUACAUCUGAGUUUUGUGCGCUCUGUCACCAUGGACAAGUGGAAAGAUAUUGAGCUUGAGAAGAUGAAAGUGGGAGGAAAUGGGGAAUUCCGCCAAUUUCUUGAGCUCCAAGAUGAUUAUGAUCCCACCUGGAAUUUACAGGAGAAAUACAACAGCAAAGCUGCUGCACUCUUUAGAGACAAGGUUGCAACUAUAGCAGAGGGUAAGGAGUGGUCCAUUGAGACAUCCCCUGCCAGAAACUGGACAUCCCCUCAACCCAAGGCCGGCCUUUCAUCCUCUCAUCGCUCUGGAGGGCCGGGACAAAGCUCAGCCAAACCCGGCGACAAAGCAUUUGAAGACUGGUUGAGUGAUGAUGUUAACUCGUAUCAGAGCGGAGGGGGCUACAGUGGCAAUCAAGAGAAUCGGUAUGUCGGCUUUGGCAACACAGUGACCCCGGAGAAGAAAGAGGAUGACUUCAUCAACAAUGCCAUGACUUCUAUUUAUUCAGGUUGGAGCACUUUUGCUGUUGGAGCUAGCAAGUUUGCUUCUAUCGCUAAAGAUAAUACAUCUAAACUGGCAAACCAAGCAACUUUAAAGGCCACAGAGUUAGGACAGACAUUAAAUGAGAAUGUUAUCAAACCUACACAAGAAAAGGUAAAAGAUGGCAAAUUGCUAGAUGAAAUGACACUUGGAAUCAGCGGGCUGGCAAACAAGGUCCAGGGAGCUGGUUCCAAAUUGACUAAUCUCUUUGCGGGAAAAACGGAGGAUGGGUCUGCUGGAGAGAGCUACCAGAACAUGGAUGCCACUGAGGGAUAUCAGGGCAGUUCUAGCCAGCCUGUCGCAAAGGACUUCUGGGAAACCUUUGGAAGCAGCAACUCCUUAAAGGCCAAGAAAUCCCCCAGCAGUGACAGCUGGACCAACGUAGAUAAUUCUGCAAAGAAGAGCUCUGACAGUUGGGACAAUUGGGGCUCAGAGGGAGCGUCCAACAACAAACACAGCACAGAGGAGAGCUGGGAAGCCUGGGACAACAACUGGGAGAACGCAGAUGGUAAGACGAAGAAGAGUCCCACAAAACCUGCCGAGGAAACCUGGGAUAAUGCAGACUGGUAGUGACCUAACAAACGUACAUCUCCCCUCCUUUUCCCCACUCUGGUAUUUUCCCUGUUUCCCUCUCUCUGUUCACGUCACUGGCACCUUUUAGGGAAGAAGCAGAGUAAAUUUCCCUGUAAAUCCAUUCAAAAUAUAUUUAUUAUAAACCCAGGAAGCAACUAAUGAGGCCCGGGGCUACGUUAAGCUCAUCAUGAGAGUAAGAUUCUAAAAAUAUACAACUAAACAGACCUAUGGUCAUGUAUUUUAUUGUAAAGUACCCUCCUCAAAAGUAAAUACAAAUAAAUCAGUGUAGAUACGGUCAUAACUUUAUGCCUCGGCUCCCUAAAAAUAUUACUUACCAUCUACCAAUGGCGAAUAAUCCAGUGUUCAUAGUGUAUGGGUUCAAUGAAACUGGUUCUCAAGUCACCAGAUAAAGAAACAAUGCAUGGCAGAGAAAAUCAUUGUAAAUGUAAAUCCUUGUAAAUACAGUAUGAUUGACUAAGCACUCAUGGCAUGAUUUUAUGUUUGUUCAGUCAAAUGUGAUGUCUUCUACCCCUGGACCUUUUGCACAUUUUUGUUCUUGGAAACUCAUUUUUUAAGCAUUAUUGUAGUAACAGUGUUAUAUUAAAUAAAAGGAACAAAUAACCACUGAAACUAAUUUGAUCAGAAAUCCAAUAUUCUAAUAUGUAAUGACUUGGAGCUUAAUCUCCGUAUUUAUAGUAAUUUAUUAUGAAAAAAAUUGGUCUAAAAUGUGCAAAUAGUCAAUGGGUGCAGAGGGCUGCUGAUGCGUGAUCAUGUUAUUGAGACCAGAAUUUAAACAGGAUGCCCAAAAGCUGAAUUUGUUGGGUCCCAAACAGAGCACAUAAAUAAUUGCCCCCUCUAAUUGUAAGAUGGUUACGUUUCUUUUGGGUUAAUACAUUUAUUGUGUCACAUUGGUGCCAGACAUUGAAUUAUAACAUAAAUAACCUGCUUAAAGGUAAGCCGAUACAAAUUGAAAUUUGACUUUCACUUUCGUCCAGCUUUGCUGUCUGUUCAAGACGUGACGCCCGGUAACGCAUAUCCCCAACAUCAUUGAAGGUUGUUUUUUGUUAUGCAACUCCUCCAGAGAUAUUUAUUUAUUAAGUAGUACUGUACUUUAUACGACAACAUUGAGCAAGUGAUGACAUUUUUAUCUUUUUCUGACUUUGAAGUUGGCUGAUACUAUUUAAAUAAAAACAUUCAAAUUAACGCUCACGCAGUCGGGACAGUUCUACUGUCUUAUUAUUCUAGCUGAUACACAAAAAAUGUGUUCAUAUAAUGAAACCUAUUUGUUGGACAUUUUAAUCCAUCAUUAACAAUUUAGUUUUCAGAAUGUGACUUUUUUUCUGAACAAUUUGGGUCUAAAGAGAAUAUAUACAGUUUAUUGAUGAUAAUAACAUACAAAAGUCUCUCAUUGCAGGUUAAAAUUCUGUAUUUACCUUGUGGGAGUGUGUAGGUUGUGUUUAAAUAACUGGACUCAGACGGGGACUGUGUUAACGUUACCUGCAUGGUGUUGCCUGUGAACCUGUAACUUGUGACCUCAACUGAACCGACUGCUCUUUGUAAAUCUCAUAUGAAGUAGCUCCGUGUGAUCGGUUAUGUACAUCUGUUAUUAUGCAGCACCUUGGUUAUUAUGUAUCAUGAGGAUUUGUUGUUGACCAUAUCUUCACCCUUGUACCAACAUCUAAAUUCUGGAUUAAUAUUAAUGAAGCUCAUUACACGCUUUUAUGUCAUAGCUCUUCUUAUUAAUUAAUUUAGUCCCUCAGUCAGAUGAAAUGGCAGCUGCACUCACAUUGUUGAUGGUAGAUGCAAAUGUUUUUUAACGAGUGGUAAUGUAAUCGCUGUGAAACUUGGUAUUUAACAAGCCUCUGGUGUCAAAUGAGCUGUCGAGGUUUAGAACUUGGCCAAUUUUGCAGAACCCACUUUCCUAUGUGGCCUUUAAUCCUGUAUAAUACAAAGUGUUGCAACUUUAUUGCACUGUUCAAGUCUCAUUUGCCUGUAUGUGUAAUAACUUACACAUGCCUAGUCUUUAUUAAUGUUGCAAACCACUAAAUAGUAUCGGUUAAAUACACUUUUACCAAUGCCAUCUGCAGGUCUGAUCUAUAUUUGUCAAUUUGAUAAACAUUGAACAAAUAAAGAUUGUAUCAGUGUCUGUACUCAACGACAGGUAUUUAAUUAUUAACUGCUCAUAAAGCUGUCUCAGUGCAAUAAAGUUGCUGGAUUGUUGAUAAAUAUUAAGGCGUUAUAAAGUAUUGCUGUAACUCUAUAGGAGAAACCUAUUGGGCCUCAUGAUUGGUAGAAGUAAUAUUUAAUUAUCACCGGUUUAACAGGUGAAUAAUUAUUCCUGGAACUUUCUUCCAUGCCCAUUUCCUACCUCUAAGACGUCUUCAGUUUACAGCAGAGUUUAGAAAAGCGAACCUGCUUUAUUUCAGAACUUUUCAGCAUUGUUGGUGUACAUCUUAUAACAGCAGGCUUUGCUGUGGCUCAUUUUGUCGUGUGUGUUGAGGCAAAGCAACACAGAUCGGUCUACAUUAUUGGUGUGUUCUCAGUGACAUGUUGUGAUGUUAAACAAAAAAAAAGAUCACUUCAGCAACAUUUGUGCCGCUGAUCCUUCAUGUAAGGUUGUGUGUUUAAAAACCUUGAACAGCUGUGAUUACUUCAUGUUGAUACUGAUGCCAGUUUGCUUGUGUGUCUGAUGCAAUGAGGUGUAUGUGUCAGGAAAUUACCAUCAAAUAUGUAUUUUUUACCCUCAGCUUUUCCUAAAUUACUGGAGCUUUAUGUCAGCUAUUUUCUUGUUUUUCAUUUUAACUUUACAAUGGCAUGACAAAACAUAACCUGCCAGGACAUGGAUGAAAGAUCUUGUGCUGUGAUAUCUCACAAUUAAGAAAGGGAAAUAUUUGAACAGCCACAUGUCUGAAAUCUGUAACAGAGCUUAUAGUUCUGAAAUACCAUCAUUAUUUUAUUGGUGAUUGUUGGGCUUAUUGGGACACUUGAUCUGCAGAUAAACUGCAGACUGUGUUAUUGACUGUAAUGCUUCCAAAUGGUGUUGAUAAAAGUGAUCAUUUUUAUUUUUUUAUAAACUUCACAUAAUCUGAAGCUCAUUCUAAACUUUAACUUUCCAGUGCAGCAGUUUGGCUCAUUGUCUGUGCCUGUCGAACAUUUAUGAUUGGGUAUGUCCAUGUUUGUUGAUGAAACUAUUAUGUCAGAAAUACUAUUUUUGAUGUCAUGCAUGAGAUGUAUCGUGGAGCUAAAUACAUUCAGCUGUUGUUUGAUUUUCAAAAGUGGUUUCCUCAGUGAAUUUAAGUGCAGUCGUCUGCUGGCCCCUUCGAGUUACACCAGCAGCCAUCCCAUGAAGUGAGCCACUGUAACCUAUUCAGUUAAGGCUGUGGAUAUUAUUCCUGUACACAUGGUUUCUGUGUUCAAUAAAAAUGUAUUGUGCCGUGAAUGCCA
Eleginops maclovinus (Patagonian blennie) is the source of this 4977-nucleotide messenger RNA. RefSeq names its product ADP-ribosylation factor GTPase activating protein 1 (gene arfgap1). Bases 283 to 1530 code for a protein of 415 amino acids. Gene Ontology annotation, molecular function: GTPase activator activity. The record is from RefSeq and is a predicted model, not a curated record. Gene Ontology annotation, cellular component: Golgi membrane. The transcript has 13 exons. Gene Ontology annotation, biological process: regulation of endocytosis; regulation of ARF protein signal transduction. Lineage: Eukaryota; Metazoa; Chordata; Actinopteri; Perciformes; Eleginopidae.